AUGUUUAUCGUUUUAUUUAGUAUACGAAAUUCGAAAGCAUAUUUAAUUUUAAAAAAACUAAAGAUAAGCACAAUCAUUCAAAAUAUUGAUCAGAAGAAUAAUAAUUCAAAUCAUUAUUAUAUUCUAUCCGGAGAUAAAUAUGGUCUAUUUUCUAUAAAUGAUCUUGGUCAAGUCUAUCUGUAUUCAUCAAUGCUCAACAGAACAUCUGAGGAAUAUUUUGAAUUAGUUAUUCUAAUAUCAUCAUUAUCAAUAUCCUAUUGCCGUACUAAUAUAUCAAUAAUUCGAUCACCGAAUUGGUCUUAUUUUAUUUGUCCAGUAAUACCAAUUGAAUGGAUGAUUGAAGAAGAAUCUCCUAUUGGUACAAAAAUUGGUAACAUUAAAGAAACAUUAUUAAUAAUAAAUAAUAAUUCUCAAUUAAUUGAACAAAUUAAAAUGAUAUUAAUUAAUAAUAAUGAUGCACAAGCAUUUCAUUUUAAUUCUUCAACAGGUAUAUUUAUGUCUAAAUAUCGUCUUGAUUAUGAAAAAAAACAUCUUUAUUCAUUAUCAAUUAUACUUGAACCUAAUGAACUUCAUUGUUCAUUAGUAAUAUUAAUUAAAUUAAUAAAUAUUAAUGAUAAUUUAAUAAUAUUUGAUAAAAAAUCAUUAAUAUAUACUAUUAAUGAAAAUAAUCUUAUUCCAUUAUAUAUUGGUCGUAUAAAAUUAAUUGAUAAUGAUAAAUUAUUUUCUUUUGAAUAUAAAUAUUAUCUUAAAAAUAUGUCAUCACAAAUAUCAAUUGAUUUAACAACAGGUUCAAUUAUUUUAUUUGAUAAACUUGAUCGAGAAAUUCAUGGAGAAAAAUUACAAUAUGAAAUCAUUGCAAUUGAUAAUAUUAAUCAAAAAAAUUUAACUGAUAUAUUAAUAAUUAAUAUUAAUGAUUUAAAUGAUCAUGGUCCUAUAUUUGAAAAAGAUUUUUAUCAAAUAAAUAUAAAUAAAUCAAGUCAACCUGGAAAAAUUAUUUUUCAAAUAAAUGCAUUAAAUUAUGAUCCAAUAAUGAAUGGAAAUAUAAGUUAUUAUUUAGUAAAUUCUUCAUCAAUUUUUUCCAUUGAUAAAUAUACAGGAAAUAUUUGUUUGAAUAAACAUAUACCAUCGACAAUAAUAAAUUUGACAUUAAUUAUUGAAGCUAUUGAAGAUGGAAUUGAUUUAACUGAUCGAACAAAUCUUUUUAUAUCAAUUAUAAAUGAUGAUCAUAUUUAUUUUAAAUUAGAAUAUAAAAAUCAAUGUUUUAUUGAUGAAAAUAAAUUAAAUGGUACAACAAUUUGUACGAUUGGAAAAGAUUCAAUGGAUUUUAUUUAUUAUUUAAUUGAUCCUAUGAAUUUAUUUGAUAUUUUAUCAAAUAAUGCAACAAUUAUUAAUCGAAAAGUAUUCGAUUAUGAAAAAGAUAAACAUGAAUAUAAUGUAACAAUUAUUGCACAAGAUCGAACGAAUAAGGUAAUACAGAAAAUCUUGGAUAAAAAUUAUUUGAUUAAUCAUUUUGGAAUUUGA
Messenger RNA from Rotaria sp. Silwood2, 1521 nucleotides. The record is from the annotation of a GenBank genome assembly. Lineage: Eukaryota; Metazoa; Rotifera; Eurotatoria; Philodinida; Philodinidae.